This is a messenger RNA of Cydia fagiglandana, 1620 nucleotides long. RefSeq lists its product as uncharacterized. Gene Ontology annotation, biological process: regulation of synaptic transmission, cholinergic; positive regulation of voltage-gated potassium channel activity; sleep. The transcript is spliced from 5 exons. Bases 212 to 718 code for a protein of 168 amino acids. The record is from RefSeq and is a predicted model, not a curated record. NCBI's taxonomy places the organism in Eukaryota, Metazoa, Arthropoda, Insecta, Lepidoptera, Tortricidae.
AGUCGCUAUUACAAGACUCCCAUGCUACUUUCCACUGCAUAGCUUUCUUUUUGUAUUUUUAAUUACAUAUUAACUAAUAUUGGUACACUUAUGGACUUCAGUACAGUGCUAAGUUGUGCAAAGUUUUAAUCAUUCAGUUAUAAUCGUGUACAGUGUAGUGAAAUGUUAUUGAUUGAUAAUUUGUGAUACGAAUCUAAAGCUCAGCGGUAACAUGAAGCUGCCGGGGCCCAGCAGCGUGGUGUGCCUCGCCGCGCUUCUUUCUUACAUAUCACUCGCACAAGCUAUCGACUGCUUUAAAUGCGUUUCCAUGAAUGGAAAGUUCGCGGCCUGUGAUGACCCGUUCCACAACAACCAUUCUCUCCAAAUGUUGGAGUCACCGUGUAUGGGGGGCCGGAAGGGCCGCGAUGGACUAUUCCCGGCAACUUCCUGUAUAAAAAUUGCUGGAGUUUUCGACGACACGGGCGAGAGCAUCACGGUGCGGGGCUGCGGGCUGGACUCGGGGACCGCGACGACGGACACGGAGAUCAUUCGCAUGUCGCACUGCGGCCGCUUCUACUACAACGACAGAUACGUGCACGGCUGCUUGCAGAGCUGCAAUGACGCAGAUGCCUGCAACGGCGCGCCUCGCACGCCACACGUCGCUCUUACCCCGCUGUUAUACACCACCAUUCUUACCCCGCUGUUAUACACCGCCAUCUUUAUCCUGAUACAGAGCUAACAGAGACCGGGCUACACAGACAAAUCAUCCACCAGACUUACAUAGCAUAGUCGCGCUACCCCCUCUGCCACGCAUACGGUAAUUUUACUCCGUGUUCGAAUCGAAAGUGUCUUUGACGUCCGUGUCUUUGAACGGACCAAUCACGGCACGGGACUUCGCUCACCUCGUCCCCGCAUUUUUGGCAUCAUCGGUUGCAUGAAAUAAUUGCUCUAAACUCGGUCUAGAAGAUUCCUAGUGUAUGCCGGGCUAAGAGGGGGGGGAUUCGGUUUGAUUUGGUUUCAUUAUCUGCAAGUAUAAGAUAUAGAUGGAAGGAUUGUGCAGUACGGAUGUAUUACAUAUAUGUAGAACUGGAAGAAAGUGAUUGGGGUAACUUUGAAAGCGGGAUAUCUUUGUAAAUCGCUAAUAGGUAUCUAUUAAGCCAGUAGCUUCGUAUUUCGGCAAUACUUAUGUUACUACAAUGCCCACGGUACCCAGGCAUCUUUUGAUUCCUGUUGCUACAAGAUAAGAUAAUGCAUCUAAUUUGGUAUUAUUCUGUGUUUAAGCACUAAUAUCCUACAGCUCGGCUUUCGGCCUCGCGUGUACCCGUGCCUCUCCCGGAGACUUCGGGCCUUCGGUCCUCGCAUUUAAGAUGCGAAAAUUGACGUAUAUCUCAGAACGGGCCUUACGGGCACUAAAACUGGUACUAGUUCAGCGGUGUCACUCACGAAUUCGAGCCAAUCGUGCAGUCUAACGCAACUAGUUGCGAUCAAUCGCGCGUGUGAUGCUAACUCAUCAACCAAUCGCGUUGUACCGGUGUCACACCGCUACAGUGGCCCCAGUCCUGAGAUUUACGUCAAUGCUUGAAGGAAAUAAGAGAAAAUAUAGCCCAAAAGAAAAUAUCCACGAAACGUUUAGCCAUUUAU